UGCGCCGCCACCGUGCGGCUCCCUGUCCCAUCAACUCCAGCGCCCUGUUUCCAGCCACACCAGUCAGCCACGGUGGUCCAAGACACGGACACGUCAGGAGGAUUUUUUUUUUUCCUACUCCUCCUUUUUUUUUUUUAAGGGGAGUUCAACGGGUGGUGAAGAUAAUGGGAACUCACUGAAGACAACAACAAUAACAACAACAACAACGUCCUCCUCCGGCAGCAUCCCGCUGAAGUAACCGAAAGGUAAACAGCUAACGAUAGCGCCGCUCUCAAACCGUUUGAUAGCCGUUCACCGCCUGUGAUAAUGCACAAUAUCCUCAGCUAACGGCAGCUAGCCUGUGAGGAAGCUAACACAUUUCAUCUCCGGCGGACACCAUGAACUACGUGGGCCAGCUGGCAGGUCAGGUGCUGGUAACCGUCAAAGAACUGUACAAGGGCAUUAACCAGGCCACGCUGUCGGGCUGCAUCGAUGUUGUGGUUGUCCGCCAGAGAGAUGGCACCUACCAGUGCUCGCCAUUCCACGUGCGCUUCGGCAAGCUGGGUGUACUGCGCUCCAAAGAGAAAGUGAUUGACAUUGAAGUGAAUGGCGAGCCGGUAGACCUGCACAUGAAGCUUGGUGACAAUGGAGAGGCCUUUUUUGUCCAGGAAUCUGAGCAGCAGAACCAGAUUGUCCCUGCCCAUCUGGCCACAUCCCCAAUCCCCACCGAGAGUCACCUGUUCUGGAUCUCAGAGGUUGAGCACAGGAGCGCAGCGAAAGAUCUGGAGGAUGACCACGCUGACCCAGAGGACCCACCAGAGCCUCCCGCUCCGAGCACCAUGGCCACGAAAAAGAAGAAGAGACGGAGGAAGAAGCACAAAGGAGACCCCCGAAGAGAGGAGCUAACACCGCCCAUGUCAGUCAAUACUGGUAAUGCUAUUGCUGCUAACGCACCUGCUGCUACGACUGCUGCUAUGUCCAGCACUGGGCAAAAUGAAGAGAUCUUUGAGAUGGACAUGAGCUCCGACGAGGAAGCUGCAGCACGUGUCUCAAGGUCACCUUCAGUAACUACAACGCGAGACAUUGACCCCAAAUUACCCGCAGCCAGGCACAACCUUGAUGGGUAUCCACUGUCAGAUGGGGACUGGCGGGCAGACGACAGUCAUGGCUUGUCUCAGGCUUUUUCCCCAAAGAGUGACUCUGAACUGAUGGUAAGGCCCUCAGAGAGUUUGCUCAGAGCUGAGUCCCACAUGCAGUGGACCUGGGGAGAGUUUCCGGAAACAACCAGGGUCACCAAAAAAGAGAAAGCAGAACUACUAAAAACAGUGACCAUCACCCCAUCAGAGAGCACCCACUUCCGCGUCAUCCUCAGCUCUGAGGCCAUGGAGAAUGAGACUGAUGUUGAAAAAGAAGAUGGUGCCUCGUCCUCAGUGUGUACCAUUGUCAAGCCCAAGCCACGCACCCCUAUCACAACUGUAACACCAGUGAAUCCUCUCGCAUCUGUCAGCACCAUCACCUCUAUGAGUCCUUUAACUCCGACAGAGCCCCUGGAUGUUCUGCCAUCCAAUGUGGCAACCUCCACCCCUUCUAACAGCCAACAGAGCGAUUCACCCUCCAAGAAGAAAGGUGUCCCAAAGAGGAGCCAGCACCAGGGUCCUGAGGAUAUCUACCUAGAUGACCUGAAUGUACUUGAACCUGAUGUUGCUGCACGAUAUUUUCCUAAGAGCGAGUCUGAGGCAGCGACUAAGCACUGGAUGGACUCAGAGAUGCGCUCUGGUUCACAGUCUCCACAGUCGGUGGGCAGUGCAGCAGCUGACAGCGGGACGGAGUGUCUCUCUGACUCAGCGAGCGACCUCCCUGACGUUACCCUUUCUCUGUGUGGAGGCCUCACAGAAAAUGCUGAAAUAUCCAAAGAAAGGUUCAUGGAGCAUAUCAUCACCUAUCAUGAGUUUGCUGAAAACCCAGCAAUUAUAGAUAACCCCAACCUGGUAGUUAAGAUAGGAAAUAGAUAUUAUAAUUGGACAUUAGCUGCACCCUUGAUUCUGAGUCUACAAGCGUUUCAGAAGAAUUUACCAAAGGCUACAGAGGAGGCCUGGGUGAAGGAGAAAAUGCCAAAGAAGUCAGGCCGCUGGUGGUUCUGGCGAAAAAGAGCGGAUAGUACAAUCAAGCAGUCGGAGACCAAGCUUGAAACUAAGGAGGACUCUCAUCUGGAGGAGGAAGGUGCCUCUGUAUCUCAGGAGAAACUGUCCAUGCCGCCGAAAGCAGGAGACUCAUCCAGUGAUGAAGAGGCCAAAGAGGUGAGCGCUGCAUCCUGUCAGGAGAGACUGCAGCCAGUGGAUGGUCAGCAUCACCCCAGCCCACUCACGUACAGGAAGUCGCUUCGCCUCUCCUCUGAUCAAAUAGCCAGUCUGAAACUGAAGGAGGGACCUAACGAUGUGACGUUCAGCAUCACCACCCAAUACCAGGGCACAUGCCGUUGUGAGGGCACCAUCUACCUGUGGAACUGGGACGACAAAGUCAUCAUCUCUGACAUUGAUGGGACCAUCACCAAGUCAGAUGUGUUUGGACAAAUCCUGCCACAGUUGGGGAAGGACUGGACUCACCAGGGUAUUGCCAAGCUCUACCACUCAGUAGCUGAGAACGGCUACAAGUUCUUGUACUGCUCAGCGCGGGCUAUUGGCAUGGCAGACAUGACAAGAGGUUACCUGCAGUGGGUCAACGAUGGAGGCACCAUCCUACCCCGGGGACCUCUCAUGCUGUCUCCCAGCAGCCUCUUUUCUGCCUUCCACAGGGAGGUCAUCGAGAAGAAACCGGAGAUCUUCAAGAUUGAAUGCCUUACAGAUAUCAAGAACCUGUUCCAGCAUAACAAGCAGCCAUUCUACGCCGCCUUUGGGAAUAGAACUAAUGACGUGUUUGCCUAUAAGGAGGUGGGAGUUCCAGUGUGUCGGAUCUUCACAGUCAACCCAAAAGGAGAGCUGAUCCAGGAGCAGACCAAGGGAAACAAGUCCUCGUACGGCAGGCUCAGUGAACUGGUUGAGCACGUGUUCCCUCUGUUGAGUAAAGAGCAGAACGAGGCCUUUGUCAUGCCAGAGUACAGCUCUUUCUGUUACUGGAGACAGCCCAUACCAGUCAUCAAUCCUGAUGAACUGCUCUGAUCCAGCGCAUGUGGAUACCCAGGUAUUCAUAUACAUGCAAUUGGACUGUGCACUUGAAUGCAACUCAUGGACUGAUUACCCACACCUGUGUACAAACAACUCUACAAUGAGUCUAAUACAGUAACAGGGUUAUGGCCAUACACACAAAAAAAGUUUGUAAACUGUAAUUUAUUAUUAGAGACGAGUGGAACCCCUGAAAAUAUUCAUCCCAGAGAGACGAGAGACUAAUCGCCAACUAAAUUAUCAUCUCUCUUCAUGCCUGUGAAGGCAUCCUAACGCAGUAAGCACUUGUGUGUCCCCAUCACCAUCCAGGGAUAAAGAUCUGAGUCCCAUCUUUUCUCUCUGUAAUGUCUAGCAAACAGAAUAAUCUCCAUUUGCCAUCAUGGAAGCGACUGAAGCCCCACGAGGCAUUAUCCAUCAGCACUAGAGUCUGAGCUGUGCAGAUCUGGAGACGUUGUUUUCUCGGGUCACGUUUUUUGCACAUUUUUCUGAAAGCCCUGAAGAAUCUAAAUGAGAUGUAUAAAGCGAAGAAAGAAAAAAAAAAGACACACAGGAUAGGCAAUUAGUCAUGCGCUGGUAAUAUUUUGCUGUGGCUGCUAUAUUUGCCUAGACGCAGGUGUCCAGCCUUUAUUUGGAGGCUUUAUUCUGUCCUAAAACAUUGAGUGAAAUACUAGCUGGCAAAUACCGACUACACCACCCACGGACCAUACUCAGUAGUGAGUUGAAAGCUACAGUAGGUGUUCAGUUUUGUUCCUGACUCUGAACCCUGGGCUGUAGUCAUUAGUUCCCUUUUGGUGGAACAGAUUUCAGAUUGCCACCUUCCCCUGGAGAGUUCACGACGUUUGUACUAGGUGAGUCAUGUUUGGUAUUAAUAAUAUUCAAGGUCGUACCAGGGACAUACUUUUGCCAACAAGAAGUAUGUGAAGAUGCACAGAUAGAUGUGACUUAAAAACAAAAUGAAGCAGCUUCGUGGUAUAUUGUCUUGCUGUUAUUUUAAUGUUUAUUCUGUUUAAAGAAGCUCUGGCGAAAUCAAGUGUGUUUUGUUAACAAUGCAGUCAUUAUUUAUGAUAAUUGGUAUGUUUAAGUUAUUGAUUUCUAUCGUGAUGCCUUUACUUGUCUGAAAAAAAGAAAAAGUAAUUAAUCACCAAUGCAAUGUGGAAAUACUUCAAACUGAUAUUUUGUAUGCUCGGCCACAGGUUAACAUGCACUAACUGUUGGACCUUGUAGUAUUUUAUUUUCUUUAGUCGUGUAUCCUGUUUUUCACGAUCUGUAUUCCUUGUUUUACAGUGAACAUUCUCAACAUGUAAUAUAAAUACACAUUCCAUAACAAACCUCAGAAUCCACAGCUUUAGUAUUAAAAUAUGUGUGUAAAUGUAAAAGAUAACGCUUGAGUUGGAAACAGUGGAAAUAAGCAGAUCUGGAAAGAGCUUAAAAUGAAGGAUUUCCUUUCAUGCGAGGUUCCCCCGUAGGAUGACUACGGGGUGAUGCAAGUGUGUGUGUAUGUUUGCUUGCGUGCGUGUGCAUAGUGAAAUCACUGAGUGCUGCUGCUGCUGCUGUGAGGGGGGUGACAGGAUCAUUCACCCUUUGCUUAUGUUCCCUCAGUGGCUUUACCAAGACUUAUCCAACGCACUUUGUCUAAGCUGCACCCAGAGACGCAACUCAGAACACUUCUCGCCCACAUGCACUUCACAGAAGGUCUUCAUGGACAAAAAAGACCAGUGUAUGCAAUUAAUGCAAGAUGAAGAGCUCUAGUUUUUAGUUCUCAGAGUGUGUUCUGUGAGUUACACCACAGGACACAUCAGAUAUUCUGAAAUAUGUGGAUAUAAGUAAUUGUUGAUUUGUAUUUGUAGGUUACAAGGCCAAAUGUGGGGAUUAAAAACAAAAUAUUUAUGUUGGGAGCUGAACCCCUUAGCCUCUGUGUGUAUGUGUGUGUUUGUCUAUGUGUGUGUGUUUGAGAGAGAGAAAGAGAAAUAAUAAUAAUAAAAAAAAAGACUGAUCCUGUGCCUCUGGUGACUAGAGAAAGAGCCAUUUAGGUUUUGUUUGGAGAUAAACAGGAAAUACUUGACUGUGUACAGGAAGCUUUUUGAAGCGCUUCACCGGCAUUAUAUGAUGUGUGUUUGGGGAACAGACUUGUAGGACAGAUGUGCCACUCCACUCACAUGGAUCAUGCCUCCAGCACAAGCGUGACAUGUUCACAUGUGCUAGUGAGGAUUAAAAAAUCAGAAGAGUCGGAGUGAGACUUGACAGACAAAACCAUUUAAUGGGGGGAAAAAAGCACAAUUUAUGGUAACGGCUAGAUCCAGAUUGUCACAAUUAGUCGACAUUGUUUCGCUGAAGUGUUUCCACAUUUACUCUCUAGCUCAGAUGUUUUUGUGAUAAUUAAGACACGUGUUCUGCUUUGAUUCGUUUGCUUGUUCUCUAAGUUUGGUGAAGUCAAAUAGAUAUAUCUUAUGAUUAACAAAAUGAAUUCCAUUCUUUCUAUGAAAGUAAAGCAUCUUGUGUGGAAGAAUCACACUUCAUCCUCUAUGAUCCUGGGAUAUGUGGUAUAUACAUAUAGAUAGAUAUAUAUAUAAAAUAUUGUUUGUUCUCACUCAACUGCUGUGGAAAAAUGAUCCAGUACAUAUGCUGAUCAUCACAUUAUCUGUCUUUGAUGCCUUUCUUUUGUUUGUUUGUUUGAUUAUUUCUUUAUAAAGCGUAUGAUCUUUUUGUGGGACUGUUUUUUUUUCUGUUUGGAGGUAAUGCUUGCUAUUUGAUUGUGUCUGACCAACAGAAAUAAGUGUAUGCUGUGUUUGAUUUGUAUAGAAAUGUGGUUUAAAGUACGUUUAAAGAACAAAAUACAUUGUAAGAAAGAAGGAAAAAAAAUACAGGCCUAAUGAAGCAAACAAAGUGUGGCUUGUGGUCAUAUUUGUAUUAAAUAAAGUUUCUAACUGAA
Molecule: messenger RNA, 6066 nt
Organism: Larimichthys crocea (large yellow croaker)
Lineage: Eukaryota; Metazoa; Chordata; Actinopteri; Sciaenidae
Gene: lpin2
Product: lipin 2
Exons: 20
Coding region: 378-3134 (918 amino acids)
Biological process (GO): fatty acid catabolic process; cellular response to insulin stimulus; positive regulation of transcription by RNA polymerase II
Cellular component (GO): cytosol; nucleus; endoplasmic reticulum membrane
Molecular function (GO): phosphatidate phosphatase activity; transcription coactivator activity
Source: RefSeq, a predicted model, not a curated record